AUGGCGAGCGAGCAGAACUACGGCGUCACGCCACCCAUCUCAGUCACACUGCCCACCGAGGCGGAGAAUCGCGCCAGCGAUGCCCUCCUUGAGGAGCUCCGGCGCCAGAAGACGUUCGAGAGCCCGUCGGAUACCGAGAAGCGGCAUGCCGUUCUCAAGUCACUGCAGGAGAUCUGCAACGAAUUCGUCCGAAAAGUUGCCAGAGAAAGAGAACCCAAAAAUGACAUUCUCAUCAAAAACGCCAGGGGCAAGGUCUUCACCUACGGUAGCUUCCGCCUUGGUGUCUAUGGGCCGGGCUCGGAUAUCGACACGCUCAUCGUCGCGCCGAAAUACGUUACUCGCGAGGACUACUUCAACUACUUUCCCGACCUGCUCGUCUCAAUGGCUCCCCCAGGGGCCAUCACCGAUCUGACCGUCGUCAAGGACGCCUUUGUGCCCAUCAUCAAGUUUGAGUACUCCGGCAUCAGCAUUGAUCUAAUCUUUUCUAGAAUCAUACAGAAGCAGAUAUCCCCCGAUUUUGAUAGCCUCAAGGACUCUAGCUUGCUGCGCGGCCUGGAUGAAGCAGAGCUGCGGUCCCUAAACGGCACCAGAGUGACCGACGAGAUCCUCGACCUAGUACCCGAAAAGAGCACGUUCAGGCUUGCGCUGCGAGCCAUCAAGCUAUGGGCACAGCGCCGGGCUGUGUACGCGAACAUCAUGGGCUUUCCCGGCGGUGUCGCCUGGGCGAUGCUGGUGGCCCGUGUCUGCCAACUGUAUCCGAAGGCCACCAUGUCCGUCAUUGUCAACAAGUUCUUCUUGGUCAUUGGCCAAUGGCGCUGGCCACAGCCCGUGCUGCUGAAGCCCAUUGACAGCGGUCCUCUUCCUGUUCGCGUUUGGAACCCAAAGGUCUACAAGGGCGAUUCGUUCCAUCUCAUGCCCGUCAUCACCCCCGCCUAUCCUUCAAUGUGUGCGACGUUCAACAUCACUCGAUCCUCGAUGACUAUCAUCCAGCGCGAGCUGCGCCGUGGUCUGGAGAUUUCCGAGCAGAUCAUGGUGGGCAAGCGGCCGUGGAGCGACCUGUUUGUCAAGCAUACGUUCUUCACGUCAGGCUAUAGAUACUACAUCUCUGUCAUAUCUGCCAGCAAGGACAAGGAAGCGCACAAGAUAUGGUCGGGAUACGUCGAGUCCAAGGUCCGGAUGCUCGUACAGAAGCUGGAGCAGCACCCUUCCAUUGCGCUGGCGCACGCCUUCAAUAAAGGAUACGAUCGACGACACUUGUGCAGAAACGAACAGGAAAUCGGCCAGGUGCAAGAGGGCAGUCUUGAGUUUUUGAUCAAGGACGAGGACGAAAGCAAGCCUAACGGAGCAGUCGUCAAGACCGAGAAGGGGGAGGGCGAUAACAAGCCCAACGGGGCAGCCGUCAAGUCAGAGAAGGUCGAGGACGGCAGCAAGCUCAGCGAUAUACCCAUGAAAGCCGAGAAUGACGAGGGCGAAAACAAGCUCAGCGAAGUGCCCAUCAAGACAGAGAACAAGGAUGGUGCUACAGAAUCCGUUUUCCCAGUCGAGGUCUACACCACUACUCACUAUAUCGGCCUCGAGCUGGAAGAGGGCGCCAAAUCUCUUGACCUAUCGUAUCAAGUCGAUGAGUUCAAGGUACUGUGCACUCAGUGGAAAAAGUACCAGGACGACCUGGAGCACCUGGUGUCUCUAGGAGUGCAACACGUUCGCAACUUCAACCUCCCAGACGACGUCUUUGAGCCCGGUGAAGUGAAGCCUCAGAAGAAGUCGAGCGCUAAGAGCCUGGCAAAUAAAAAACGAGGCGCGCCAGAGGACAAUACUCCUCCCGCGAAGAGACAGCAAGCAUCAGUUGCAGCCGUCGGCUGA
Molecule: messenger RNA, 1863 nt
Organism: Trichoderma reesei QM6a
Lineage: Eukaryota; Fungi; Ascomycota; Sordariomycetes; Hypocreales; Hypocreaceae
Exons: 6
Coding region: 1-1863 (620 amino acids)
Cellular component (GO): nucleus
Molecular function (GO): poly(A) RNA polymerase activity; RNA binding
Source: RefSeq, a predicted model, not a curated record